UGCGGCGCGAGCUGGCGGUGGCGGUAACGGCGGGGGUAACGGUCGGAACGGUCGCAACUGUCUCUUCGGCGGCGGCGGCGGCUCCUCCAUGAGUACCCUCCUCGCCGGGCGCUCCCACCGGCCUCGCUCAGCCGUCCCUCGGGCUUUGGCGGAAUAUCUUUGCUGUUAUGGACCAGUAUGGAGAUAUGUCAGAAGGUGAUUCUGAUGGAGAAGAAAAGAAAUAUAGAAGUAGUAUUUCACCAGUUGACGAGCAAUUUGACAAACAUGGGAAAAAAGAAAUGGAUGCAGAAAAUUUAGAUCUUGAAUUGGGUUCACUUAACAAGAAAGAUUGUGUUAUUGAGAAGAAAAAUGAAGGGAAAGAGAAAACACCUUCAGAAGAUCAUGCCUUAGAAAACUGUACUGGAAUAUCUUCAUCCUCAUCAAAUUCAGGAUCAAUACCUUCAGAAGAUCCUGCCUUAGAAAACUGUACUGGAAUAUCUUCAUCCUCAUCAAAUUCGGGAUCAAUACCUUCAGAAGAUCCUGCCUUAGAAAACUGUACUGGAAUAUCUUCAUCCUCAUCAAAUUCGGGAUCAAAGAGUAUAUGUAGUACUUCAUCAACAGUAAAAAUACAUUUAACCAUUCCAAUCCCUCAAAUAGUAAGAGGAGAAGAUGAUUAUUGUACAGAUGGAGAAGAGAGCAGUGAUGACGGGAAAAGGCAUCCUAUCAGAUCCAAGUCAGGUACAGAUACAGAUUAUUCAGCUACCGAAUCUGACAUCUGUCUCUCUGAUUCAUCUCAAUCGUCUUCAAAGAAAAGUGCACCUGAUUUAGCUCUGCUGUCUCCAAAACAAAAAUGCAAAUCAGGAAAGUCAACAGAAGCACCGUCCAUAAAUUCUAAACCAAAACUUGGCGAAUUAACAGGAGAAUCUGAAGAUACUGUGACUGAUGUAACUCCUUUAUCAACUCCAGACAUCAGCCCUAUUCAGUCUUUUGAACUGGCGGCAUCAAAUGAUCAGGAAACAAAAGUAAAAAGGCAAGAAAAUGUGAGCCAAGAAACAAAAUAUCUGAAAUCAGCCAGAGUAGGGAAAGACAAAAAUGGAUCUAGUCUCACCUCUAAAGCACUCUCGUUAAAAUCCAACUUGGACAACAGAUAUAAACAAGAAGUCUUGCAUGAUACACUGGACCGGAAUCAGCUUUUAAAAGCUUUCCUGCAAUUAGACAAAAAAGAACAGCAAAAAUUUAGUGUUCAAAGACCUCCAGCACCUAAGAAAAACUACUCUUUUACAAAGGAGGAGGUAAGACAGAUUGAUCAGGAAAAUCAAAGGUUAUUAAAAGAACUAUCCAAACAGGCUGAAAAACCAAGAGCUAAGAGUACCAUUCCUGUUGUUCCAUGCCCAAAGUUGUGCCACAGUGCUCUCAACAGACAGAAGGAACAGCAAAGAAUUGAGAGAGAGAACUUGGCUUUAUUGAAAAGACUUGAAGCUGCGAAGCCAACCGUUGGUAUGAAGCGUACAGAACAACUGAUGGACUAUCACCGACAUAUGGGCUAUCUAAAUGCAUCCCCAGUCUCCAGACAAGUGAGGUCUACUCUUAGUCAGAUUAGUCCACUCAGAGGAGCUUCCAAGUCAUCUAGUUCUACAAGUGCAUUCAGCCAGAGGAGUGAGAGAUCACUUUUGGAUGCAUCCAGUGGCCCUCUGGUGAGACCUAAACCCCCUAAUGUUCGUAGUGCAUCAGGAGGAGCUUCCAAGUCACCUAGUGCUACAAGUGCGCUCAGCCAGAGGAGUGAGAGAUCACUUUUGCAUGCAUCCAGCGGCCCUCUGGUGAGACCUAAACCCUCUAAUGUUCGUAAUGCAUUAGGAGGAGCCUCCAAGUCAUCUAGUGCUACGAGUGCGCUCAGCCGGAGGAGUGAGAGAUCACUUUUGGGUGCAUCCAGUGGCCCUCUGGUGAGACCUAAACCCCCUAAUGUUCGUAGUGCAUUAGGAGGAGCUUCCAAGUCACCUAGUGCUACGAGUGCGCUCAGCCAGAGGAGUGAAAGAUCACUUUUGGAUGCAUGCAGUAGCCCUCUGGUGAGACCUAAACCCCCUAAUGUUCGUAAUGCAUUAGGAGGAGCCUCCAAGUCACCUAGUGCUACGAGUGCGCUCAGCCAGAGAAAUGAGAGAUCACUUUUGGAUGCACCCAGUGACCCUCCUGUGAGACCUAAACCCCCUAAUGUUCGUAAUGCAUCAGGAGGAGCUUCCAGGUCAUCUAGUGCUACGAGUGCGCUCAGCCGGAGGAGUGAGAGAUCACUUUUGGGUGCAUCCAGUGGCCCUCCUGUGAGACCUAAACCCCCUAAUGUUCGUAAUGCUUGGUUAUAAAAAAAAACAAAAAACAUUUUAUUUUGAACAUUGUUAUUCGGAUUUCUAUUGAAGUGCUCUUAUGGAUUAUUGUAAUUCUCUGUGCAAAAGUCUGUAAUCCUAUUUUAAGUGAUUAAAGUAUACAGCAUUGUGUUUUAAUUUAUUAUAACUUGAUGCAAUAUUUGCUUUCCAAAGGAAAGUUUCAUGUCAAAUCAGUGUUUCUUGUGUGGAUGUAUUUAUCUGAGAUGUGUAUACACACACACACACACACACACACACACACACACACACAUUUAAUACAGGGAUGGUAGUAUACAUGUAAAUUUCCUCACCAUAUUAACAAAACUCAUCGUCAUGCUGACAGAAUGGUGGUAUUGCAAUACUUUGGACCCAGGAUUUUUAGCCAUUUAGUUCUCAUUUUUUUCUAGUAAACUUUAAACCAUGAGCUUAGCUUCUAAAUUUAUUCUAUUUUUCUGUGUGCUUCAGGACUUAUGUGAGUGUGAUUUAUUGCUUGGAUUUAUAAUUGCAGCACUUUCUAGAUAGUUUUCAUUAAGAAGCAUAUACUGAAAUUUUCUUUCUUUUUUUUUUUUCUCAGAUGGAGCUGUUAAGUUGGUCUGAGAAUUGUAGGGUAGAAUGAUAGAAGCUUACAGUGGGACCAUCCUAAUAGUCAACCUGAUUCUCUUUAGGUGCUGAGUUUGAUCUUAAAACUUUGAUCUAGUCCCCUUUCCUCUGAACUGUGAACAAACAUCAGAGUGUACAGAGUAGAAACUUCUCCUACUUUUUUACCUUUUCCAGUUGAGUAAAAAUAUUGCUAAUGAAGGAGUGAAGGAAAGCUUGGAAUUUGAUUCUUCUUCUUUGUGGCAUUUUUUUUUUCAGACACCUCUGGUGAGACAGCCCUUGAGUCCACCCUUGACAGCUGUUACCCCCAUUACGCACUCCAUUCCACCCUUGAGGGAGCAGAUUUUUGCCUUCAGCAGAAAGAAGGCCCUACCCCUCCCGCCCAUGGCAGGUGGGUGGCGAGGGAGGGAGACAGCUGUACAGCUUCCAGCUCUGGCUGGACCCCAGGGCACUGGGACCACGCUACUGUCUGAGGCAAGAGUUAACCCCGCACCCCCAACCCCCCCCCCCCAAAAUAGAAAAAUAUCAGCCAGGAGUGAUGCAGAGGGUUUUGUUCCUCACUCCCGGUUGGGGGUCAGGGUGCCUUCACGGAAGCUCUGUGCUCAAGUCUCAGCUUAGCUUAUAAAAAGUAAUAAAUUAAUUGUAGGGAUCUGCUUCUGAGGCUAUUUACAAUGUGCCCGACCAGUUGAGGAAAGCCCUCCUCUCACCCCACAGUACCUGCACACUACAAAAACAAGGAGACUUCUUUCCAGUUUGUAGAAAAAACUCUUGAUGGUUCUUGUUAAAGUCCGUGGUUUCCUUGUACUAGGUCUGAUGUUUUCUGGUGGUGGUUGUAUUUUUUUUCCCUCAACAGGCACAUCCCAAAGGCUUGCUCUUCCUGAGGUUUGUGGCUUUCAGAAGGUGGUGAGUUUCCUUUCUCCCAUGCCCUGUCACGGGGACACAUGCAUCAACUUUUGACUCAAAUCUGAGAGACAGAUGCAGAGUGGGUGGGAUGGGCGGGGGUAGGGAGGUCCUUGAAGCCCUUCUAGGAGGGCACCUCUUCCUGUGACUUCCCACUGUAGGUGUGCCUCCUAGUGCCACCCCCUUCCCUCCUCUUCACUGGACCUGCCUCAUCCUGGGGACUUGCUCCUGGCCUCCUGAGAGCUGAAGGAUGGGCAGGGACUUGGCAGCCUGCAGGGGCCCCCGAGGAUCUGUGGCACUUUUAAAGGCCAAAUUGGCAACAACGUUAGUCUUGUGUUAACAAGCAGCAAAGCAAGUAUUUUUUGAUUCAGAAUAAAAUGUCACUGACGUUAUGAAAGGCUAAGGAGCAGAUCCUGGGGCAUCAGACCAAUCUAUUUUAGGAGACAACAUUAUUAGUAUGUCGUGUUCUUAUUUAUUAUUAACUGUUAAGGAAGAACUUGGUAAAGGACUCUGCGUUUUAUAGUAGUCCUUGACGUUGCUGCUAGUACUUUAUAGGGCUAAAAGGAAUAGUGCUAUAAAACAUAUAUCCUAUAUAAUCAACACAUGUUCUUAAAUGUUAGUGCUUCCCCCCCACCCCAUACUGGAGUUGUAUUUUUUUGCCAAGCUUUUAUUUACUAGUGCAAGUUGUCUUAACAUUGGUAGUAGAAAGUGGGUUUUAAUAGAGGUAUAGAUAAAAAAGGUAGGUUUUAAUUAGAAACUUUCCUUAUUUAAAGGCUUUUCUUUAAUAAGAUGAAGUGUAAUGCUGCUAUUAUUAUUAUUAUUCUAUUUCUCUACUUGCCUUCUCAGCCUCCCUGCAGAAUGUUUGGGAGGGUUCUAUGUUAAAUGCCAGAUCUUUUUUUGAGAGCGUUGUGAUCCAUGGCCACAAAAAUAAGGAAGUUGAUUUUUAUUCUCCAGCUUUAGCUCUUGCUGUGUUUUGAAACGUACUGCAUAUAGUCAACAAGAAAAGUUAAUUUCUUCAGUACUCUAGGCAGUAAGACAAACUAUUUUAUGUUAAAUAUUGAUUCUAAAUUUUCUGACUUGUGUAUCAAUUCAUAUCCUUAGCAUCUAUUACAGUUUGUUUAGGUUUGGGGGGGAAGGAAAGGGUGGCGGGUGGGUUUAAGGUUUAAACAGUGAUGUGAAGACAAACUGGUUCUGAGAUUAUCCUUCUUUCAUCAGGGAUGUAAUGUUCAUUGGGUGCUGCUGCCAUAAUUAUUUAAUGUGCUGCUCUGGUGAUCAAACUAUUUUGCCAUUUAAUACUUUGCUUAUGAAAUAAGAUACAGCUGUAUUUAAUAUCAAGGUCACAUUUUAAAUUUGCACUUUUAAUGUUUGUAUACCAACUUUCAUUGGGGGGAAAUAUGAGGCUGAAUUUUCACAGCAUGUUGGGCAUUCAGUGAUGAAAAUUGUCAGUUUUUGUAUGUUGCUUUUGUAAAUUGUAAGGGGAAGAUAAAAUAAUAUAAAG
This is a messenger RNA of Dromiciops gliroides (monito del monte), 5325 nucleotides long. It is a transcript of the gene CFAP97, whose product is annotated as cilia and flagella associated protein 97. The record is from RefSeq and is a predicted model, not a curated record. The coding region runs from base 168 to 2330 and encodes 720 amino acids. Lineage: Eukaryota; Metazoa; Chordata; Mammalia; Microbiotheria; Microbiotheriidae. The transcript is spliced from 6 exons. Gene Ontology annotation, biological process: spermatogenesis.